Molecule: messenger RNA, 1547 nt
Organism: Octopus sinensis (East Asian common octopus)
Lineage: Eukaryota; Metazoa; Mollusca; Cephalopoda; Octopoda; Octopodidae
Product: zinc finger protein 431-like
Exons: 2
Coding region: 91-666 (191 amino acids)
Biological process (GO): regulation of transcription by RNA polymerase II
Cellular component (GO): nucleus
Molecular function (GO): RNA polymerase II cis-regulatory region sequence-specific DNA binding; DNA-binding transcription factor activity, RNA polymerase II-specific
Source: RefSeq, a predicted model, not a curated record
UUAGCCAAGCACAAACGUGUUCAUACAGGAGAAAAACCAUAUCACUGUGAAAUCUGUGGGAAAUCCUUUUCUCAAAAUGAUCACGUAACUAUGCACAAGCGUGUUCAUAGAGGAGAAAAGCCAUAUCACUGUGAUAUCUGUGAUAAAUCCUUUUCUCAAAACGAUUCCUUAAUCAAGCACAAGCAUGUUCAUACAGGAGAAAAACCAUAUCACUGUGAAAUCUGUGGUAAAUCUUUCUCUCGAAACGAUUCCUUAACAAAGCACAAGCAUGUUCAUACAGGAGAAAAACCAUAUCACUGUGAAAUCUGUGGUAAAUCUUUCUCUCUAAAUCAUUCCUUAACCAAGCACAGGCGUGUUCAUACAGGAGAGAAACCAUAUCACUGUGAUAUCUGUGAUAAAUCCUUCUCUCGAAGUGAUAGCUUGACUACGCACAUACGCAUCCAUACAGGUGAGAAGCCAUACCAUUGUGAUAUCUGUGGUAAAUCCUUUUCUCAAAACGAACACAUAACUAGGCACAAGAUUAGUGUUCAUACAGGAGAAGUACCAUAUCACUGUGAAAUCUGUGGUAAAUCUUUCUCUCGAAAUGAUACCUUAACCCAGCAUAAGCGUGUUCAUACAGGAGAAAAACCAUAUCAUUGUGAUAUCUCUGGUAAAUCAUUUUCUUAAAAUAGUCAGCUGCUUAAUCACUGAUACAUUUAUACAGGGUGUAAAAAACCAUAUCACUGCGAAAUCUGUUUAAAUCAUUCUUUCAAAAUAAAGGCGUGACUAAUCACAGACGCAUUCAUACAGGAGAGAAGCUGUAGCAAUGUCAUAUCUGUGGUAAAUUAUUUUAUGAAAAUAGAAUCUUAACUAAUCAGAUACAUAAUCACACAGAUGAGAAGUCAUAUCAUUGCGGUGUCUGUGGUAAGUCAUUCUCUGAUGGACCCAGGUUAAUUGUUCGCAAAUACAUUCAUUCAAGUGUGAAACCAUAUCACUGUGAAAUCUGUGGUAAAUCCUUCUCUGAAAAUGGUCGCGUAACUAUUCACAUACGCAUUCAUACAGGAGAGAAGCCAUAUCACUGUGAUAUCUGUGGUAAAUCAUUCUCUACAUGGAGUGCCUUAUUUAAACACAAAUACAUUCAUACAGGAGAAAAGCCAUAUCAUUGUGAAAUCUGUGGUAAAUCUUUCUCUCGAAACGAUCACUUAACCAAGCACAAGCAUGUUCAUACAGACAGAGAACACAUUUCAUGAGGAAUAGAUUCAUUUCCCAAGUUACAGACAUUGUUUAUGAGUUUUAUUUUUCAAGCACAACAUCCAAAUUUUGAAAGUUUCUACUACCAUAACAAAUGCAUCUGUGUCUUACCAAGAAGUUUAUAAAGAGCAAAGGAAUGCUUCUCAGUAAACAACUCUAGACUUGUUUCUUGUGAAUCAGUGGUCACGUCUACAAAUGAUGGUGUCCCUGAGUCUUUUCAAAGUGAUUCAGAAAACAAUUAUAAUAAUAAUAUUUUAUCUAUUCUAAAUGAUCUUGACAUUGUUUUUGACUUUACAUAAAAUAUUCUUUACAUUCUA